AUGUUAGUUAGUCGUCAAAUUCUUCUUAACCCUUCGAGGUUACUGGUAAACGAAGUAGCCUUCCAAUCAACAAAGUCCACUCCAUUUGUUGAAAAUUCCAAAUUAGUGAAAAGCAGAGAGGUCAAAACACCGCCCAAGUAUCCGAGUUUCGCAAAAAGAAGGACAGGACAGAAAAUGAGCCAACAAUUCGAAUAUCUUCUAAUUCUUGACUUCGAAGCCACAUGUCAGGAAAACUCAAAAGGACCCAUUCUCCCAGUUCAAGAAAUCAUCGAAUUCCCUGUUGUCCAACUGUCAACAUCAGAUUGGAAAGAAAUUCGUCGUUUUCACCAAUAUGUUCGGCCUACGGAAUCUCCAAAACUCACUUCUUUUUGCACAUCGUUGACUGGAAUUAUUCAAGAAAUGGUUGAUGAGAAACCGACACUUUCGGGUGUGCUGGAAGAGUUUGAUAAGUGGUUGAAAGAAGAUUCUCGGUUGGAAAAUAAUAAUUUUGCAUUUAUUACAUGCGGAGAUUGGGAUUUGAAAGUUGCACUGCCGAAUGAGGCAAAGUUCAAGAAUAUUCCGAUUCCAGACUAUUUUCAUCAAUGGAUCAACGUAAAGAAAGCUUAUGCCGAGCAUACGAACGAUUUUGCAAGAGGGAUGAUGCAACUACUGAAAACCUACAAACUACAGCAUCAGGGUCGCCAUCACAGUGGAAUUGAUGACGUCGCGAACAUUUGUGAAGUUGUUCGAUGUCUGGGGAAAGACGGACACAACUACAGAAUCACAAGUAACGAUCAACCGUCAACAACAUCAUCAAAUCGGCGACGGUUCAGAGAAGCGGUGGCGCCGAAAAUGAAUAAAUAG
Molecule: messenger RNA, 843 nt
Organism: Caenorhabditis remanei
Lineage: Eukaryota; Metazoa; Nematoda; Chromadorea; Rhabditida; Rhabditidae
Exons: 6
Coding region: 1-843 (280 amino acids)
Biological process (GO): exonucleolytic trimming to generate mature 3'-end of 5.8S rRNA from tricistronic rRNA transcript (SSU-rRNA, 5.8S rRNA, LSU-rRNA)
Cellular component (GO): cytoplasm
Molecular function (GO): 3'-5'-RNA exonuclease activity; nucleic acid binding
Source: RefSeq, a predicted model, not a curated record